Macaca mulatta (Rhesus monkey) is the source of this 1936-nucleotide messenger RNA. It is a transcript of the gene GHRHR, whose product is annotated as growth hormone releasing hormone receptor. Gene Ontology annotation, molecular function: G protein-coupled peptide receptor activity; peptide hormone binding; growth factor binding. NCBI's taxonomy places the organism in Eukaryota, Metazoa, Chordata, Mammalia, Primates, Cercopithecidae. Gene Ontology annotation, biological process: positive regulation of cell population proliferation; adenylate cyclase-activating G protein-coupled receptor signaling pathway; cell surface receptor signaling pathway. The record is from RefSeq and is a predicted model, not a curated record. Gene Ontology annotation, cellular component: plasma membrane.
GGGCUGCUGUGCUGGCCGACGGCAGGAUCCGGCGAGUGGGUCACCCUCCCCUGCCCUGAUUUCUUCUCUCACUUCAGCUCAGAGUCAGUCAAUCCUGACCUCUGCUUCCUGAGCUGUGAACUGGGGAGAACGAAAGCAUUAACUGCGCAAGAAAGGAUUAGAGUGCGGAACCUGUAAGUGCUGGACCUGGGUGCCCUCCAGUGUUAGCAGGAGGCUGGCUGCAAGGGUGGAGGAGGGCAGGCCUGCCUGUCUGCCAAGACACCACUAACUGCCCAGGAUGGAGAGGGUGGGGCACCCCGCUGCUCUGCUUUACCUCCCUGGCCUGGGUGCCUGGACUGCGAGGGCCUCUUUUCUCCCCUGCUGCCUUUAGGAGGCUGGCAGCCCAGCUCACCACUCCCCACCCCUCAGGGGAGUAAUCCUCUCUGUGCAGAGAUGGCGCCCGGGAAGCCAGAGAUGGAAGGCCCCAUAGUGUGUCCCUGGGUAGGCUACACCUGGGCUCCAGGCCUCUGGAGCUGCCCUCUCUGUUGCUGAGAGGAACUGUCCAUGCAAACCCUGCCAGGGUCACUUGAUGGUCCAUGGCACCCCCAGCCCCCUCCUGGGGAGAGGGAAGGGGUUGUGGCUAGAGAGUCUUGCUUGCCUCCCAGGGGCUGUGAAGCGGGACUGUACCAUCACUGGCUGGUCUGAGCCCUUUCCACCUUACCCUGUGGCCUGCCCUGUGCCUCUGGAGCUGCUGGCUGAGGAGGAAUCUUACUUCUCCACAGUGAAGAUUAUCUACACCAUGGGCCAUAGCAUCUCUAUUGUAGCCCUCUUCGUGGCCAUCACCAUCCUGGUUGCUCUCAGGAGGCUCCACUGCCCCCGGAACUACGUCCACACCCAGCUGUUCGCCACUUUUAUCCUCAAGGCGGGUGCUGUGUUCCUGAAGGAUGCUGCCCUUUUCCACAGCGACGACACUGACUACUGCAGCUUCUCUACUGUUCUAUGCAAGGUCUCUGUGGCCGCCUCUCAUUUCGCCACCAUGACCAACUUCAGCUGGCUGUUGGCAGAAGCUGUCUACCUGACCUGCCUCCUGGCCUCCACCUCCCCCAGCUCAAGGAGAGCCUUCUGGUGGCUGGUUCUCGCUGGCUGGGGUCUGCCCGUGCUCUUCACUGGCACGUGGGUGGGCUGCAAACUGGCCUUCGAGGAUGUUGCGUGCUGGGACCUGGACAACAGCUCCCCCUACUGGUGGAUCAUCAAAGGGCCCAUCGUUCUCUCAGUCGGGGUGAACUUUGGGCUUUUUCUCAAUAUUAUCCGCAUCCUGGUGAGGAAACUGGAGCCAGCUCAGGGCAGCCUCCAUACCCAGUCUCAGUAUUGGCGUCUCUCCAAGUCGACACUUUUCUUGAUCCCACUCUUUGGAAUUCACUACAUCAUCUUCAACUUCCUGCCAGACAAUGCUGGCCUGGGCAUCCGCCUCCCCCUGGAGCUGGGACUGGGUUCCUUCCAGGGCUUCAUCGUGGCCAUCCUCUACUGCUUCCUCAACCAAGAGGUGAGGACUGAGAUCUCACGGAAGUGGCAUGGCCAUGACCCUGAGCUUCUGCCAGCCUGGAGGACCCGUGCUAAGUGGACCACGCCUUCCCGCUCGGCGGCAAAGGUGCUGACAUCUAUGUGCUAAGCUGCCUCAUCAUGCCACUGGAGUCCACACUUGAACUUGGGCAGCUACCAUGGGUCUGCCAUGCUCUGGCAGAGCAAGGGGGCCAUAUCCCCACCCCAGCUGUUACCCAGCCUGGGGUAGGGGCGGCCCUUCCUCCCUGUCUCUGCAUCUGACUCUCUUUUGAGGUUCCUGUAUGUUUACUUCUGACUUCUGUGGUCCCUCUGUGUCUGUUCUCAUCCAUUCCUUUUCCUGGGGCCUGGGGCUCUAGCCCAAGCCUCAGAGGAGCCAAUAAACCUGUAAAUGAAUAGA